Protomyces lactucae-debilis is the source of this 2042-nucleotide messenger RNA. Its product is annotated as Sec1 family protein. Gene Ontology annotation, biological process: vesicle-mediated transport; intracellular protein transport. Gene Ontology annotation, cellular component: Golgi membrane. NCBI's taxonomy places the organism in Eukaryota, Fungi, Ascomycota, Taphrinomycetes, Taphrinales, Protomycetaceae. The coding region runs from base 41 to 1765 and encodes 574 amino acids. The transcript has a single exon. The record is from RefSeq and is a predicted model, not a curated record.
CCCGUCAUACCGACCACGACAACGCGACACAGCUUAGGCCAUGGACGUCGUCGCAGCGGCCCAAUCCUAUGUUGGCAAGCUGCUUGCACAGCCGGGGAUCAAGGUGCUUCUGCUAGAUGAAGAGACGACACGGAUCCUCUCCCUCAUCUCCACCCAGUCUGCCCUCCUCGAGCAUGAAGUCUACCUUACAGAUCGCCUCCGUAACCCAUCGCGCGAGCGUAUGAAGCAUCUCGCCUGCAUUGUGCUCUGUCGCCCAACAAGUCUUAAUGUCUCUGCACUCGCCAAUGAGCUUGCAGACCCGCGCUAUGGGUCCUACUACAUCACUUUCACCAACAUCCUGAGCAAAACAUUCCUUGAGCAGCUCGCAGAAGCAGACAAGCUGGAGCGCGUCAAGGGUGUUUAUGAGCAUUAUCUGGACUAUAGUGCCAUUAAUGCAGACUUUUAUACGCUGUCGACUCAACCACAGGCUGCAACAACGCGGAUAUAUGGUGAUGCGCCACAGACUUGGAACGACGAAGCGCUUAUGCGGUGUACGGAAGGACUGGCUGCUGUCUUGCUGUCGCUCAAAAAGAAGCCAACGAUUCGUUAUGCGCGCAACUCGCCACUCGCGAAACAACUAGCUAUGCAGAUGGACCAAUUGGCUGAACGCGAGGAGAAGCUAUUUGAAUUUAGCAGGAACGAUACACCGCCCAUCUUACUGUUGCUUGAUCGCAAGAAUGACCCCGUCACGCCACUCUUGACGCAAUGGACGUAUCAAGCGAUGGUGCAUGAUCACCUAGGGAUACGCAAUGGCCGUGUAUCUCUUGCGCAUGUCGAUGGCAUCCGGCCUGAACUCAAGGAAAUUGUCCUGACAACAGAAGGAGACCCAUUCUACAUGAGUAACAUGUUUCUUAACUUCGGAGACCUGGGUAGCGCUGUCAAGGAGUACGUCGAGACUUAUCAAACACGCACCAAUACAAACAAGAAGCUUGACUCAUUGGCAGACAUGAAAAAGUUCAUUGAGGAUUACCCAGAGUUUCGCAAGCUGUCAGGAAAUGUCUCAAAGCAUGUCGCUCUCAUGUCAGAGCUCAGCAAAUCGGUUGGGGAGAAUAACUUGCUGGAUGUCAGUGAGCUGGAACAAUCUCUAGCAACCGCAGAUAACCACACCGCAGAUCUCAAACAGCUACAAAGAUUGCUCAUGCUUCCCUCUGUUCCCGCUGUCAACAAGCUACGGCUGGUCUUGCUUUACGCUUUGAGGUAUGAGCAACAUGCACAAAACGCAACAGGCCCUUUGCAAGGCAUGCUCAAGGAAGCUGGACUUUCGCAAGAGGUGGAUGCCGUGGAUCUCCUCCUAGGCACAGCUGGUGCUUCCCAACGGCAAGAACCACUUUAUGCAUCUGGAGACCUUUUCAGUAAAGCACGAAGCGGCAUCAAAGGCUUGCAGGGCAUUGAAAAUGUCUACACCCAACAUCGUCCGCUUCUUGAAUCGCAACUGCUCAACUUAUCCAAGGGCAAACUCUCAUCGCAUGAUUAUCCAGGAUUGAGCUCUCUAUCAAGAGAUAAGCCACAGGAUGUGAUUGUUUGCAUGAUAGGCGGUGCGACAUAUGCGGAAGCCAAAGUCGUUCGGGACCUGAAUACACAGGUGCCUGGUUGUCGCUUUGUACUGGGCGGAACAACAAUUCCGAGUGCGAGUGAUUUUGUGAGUGGGCUGUUGCAGGAUGGCGCGAGCUGGUCUGGUGCGGGUCGGGCGAGUGCCAAGGGUAGAUUAGCAUCCAGACGGCCGUAGAGCUGUCGACCUCCUCUCCCAUGAAGUUGCUGCUGCUCUCCCAUCUGAAUCGCGAUUUUGACUUUCAAGCUGCUGCGAGCCUGCGACAUCACGAGGUGACAGCUUCUGGACGAGUGCAAGCAGAGCAUGAAGCGGGCGGCCUGGACAUGGCUAGACUGGACAACUUACCUCUUCUGCCUCUCUCAUAUCCCAGCGACCUUGUUCGUUGACCUGACGCCCAUCUACCCUGACAUUGCACUCCUGCGGCCGCUGCAAUGGCUGCGUUCUUGGUACCUUA